AUGAUCAACGGCUUGAUCAUCGCGGCCAUCAUCAUCAUCACGCCCAAGCGCAUCGGGCACUGGUUCAACAACCUCGCCGACUCGCUCAAAGACAUGGGGUUCCUAGGCAUGGUGCUGAUCAGCUUGUGUGUCAUCGCGUCCUCCCACCCGCCGUUGUUCGGGUUUUCGGCGUGCAUGACCAUGAUUGGAUUCGCGUAUGGGCUGUGGUUCGGCAUCUUCUUGGGCAGCGUCGCGUCAUUGAUGGGCGCGGCGCUCGCGUGGUUCUCCGUUCGCCACUUCUUCCUCGACUGGAUGCGCAAGUUUGGAGCAAGCAAAAACAAGCAGUGGGAGGCGUUUGGGUGUGUUAUGCGCGACAAGGGCUUACCGCUCGUCGUCAUGAUCCGGUGGUGCCCACUCCCAUGGGCCAUUGGCAACGGCCUCUUCGCCUCCAUCGACGGCGUCGAGUUCCACCACUACAUGAUUGCCAAUCUCGCAUUCAUCCCCCGCCUGGCCAUUCCGGUGUUCAUCGGCUCCCGCCUCAACUCGAUGAGCGACGGCAAAGACGUUAAACCUGACCCGCUGCGCUUUUGGCUUAACCUCAGUUCUAUAGCGCUCUCGUUGGUCGUCUCCGUCGGGACUGGUACUCUGAUCUACCGUCUGACUCUGCGUCAAAUGCGCAGAAUGGAGCACGAAGGCCACCCAGACGAGGGUGAGCUUGCCGCUGAGGCUUUCGAGAGCACAGCUCUCUUGGGCGACUUUAGCGACGAGGAGGUUGAUGAGGAGCUUGUUCCUCGGCAGCAGGUGUAGUCGACGAACUUGCAAACAUCCUACGUCCUCCUACAAGCCCUUUAGACAGAAAUAGACUCAAGAUCAUGAACACUGUAUCAUACAGCACUAGCCCCCCUAGCGGGUGCGCAAGAACCCGCAAUGUAUGAGGAUGUAUGUAUCGCUGUUUGCUGAGC
This is a messenger RNA of Cutaneotrichosporon oleaginosum, 941 nucleotides long. RefSeq lists its product as uncharacterized. The record is from RefSeq and is a predicted model, not a curated record. Lineage: Eukaryota; Fungi; Basidiomycota; Tremellomycetes; Trichosporonales; Trichosporonaceae. Gene Ontology annotation, biological process: mitotic spindle elongation; vesicle-mediated transport. Gene Ontology annotation, cellular component: Golgi membrane.